UGCCACCAAACUACUUUCAAACAAAAAGAAAAAUCGAUGACUGGAAAAACCCACCAGACCAGAGCAAUUGCUCGUUUUCAUCGCACCUUGGCGGACUUUCCCAUAAUAUCCCAUUUCCUUAUAAAGCAAAUCUAAACCCUAACUUUCCCUCACUUUCCCUCCUCCCAAACGUCUCCGUUCUCUCUCCCUCUCAAUACCCAAAACCAUGGCAUUAACUAACCAAACCAACCCCCUUCACAAGCCAUUCCUUCCGCGACUUUCUCCCCCUCCUUCAACACCCGCAUUUCCCGGCCCCCACCUUUUUUCUCGAAAUAUCCGCCUUGCUUCUGUCCGAUGCUCUGCCGCUGCCGCUCCAUCUCCAGCUGUGACUGCGUCCAAGGAGUGUAAGGUGAAGUCUGUUAAGGCCAGGCAGAUCAUUGACAGCAGGGGCAAUCCGACGGUCGAGGUUGAUCUGAUCACUGAUGAUCUGUACCGAUCGGCGGUUCCAAGUGGUGCCUCCACCGGGGUAUAUGAGGCGUUGGAGCUCAGAGAUGGAGACAAGAGUGUUUAUGGCGGAAAAGGCGUUCUCAAUGCCGUCAAAAACAUCAACGAAAUUUUAGCUUCUAAGCUAGUUGGUGUUGAUGUCAGAAAUCAAGCUGAAGUUGAUGCUAUUAUGUUGGAAAUUGAUGGGACUCCAAACAAGUCAAAAUUGGGGGCUAAUGCCAUACUUGGAGUGUCUUUGAGCGUCUGCAGAGCAGGUGCAGGGGCCAAAGGAAUGCCCUUGUACAGGCACAUACAGGAAUUGUCGAGAACAAAGGAGCUUGUCAUGCCAGUUCCAGCCUUUAAUGUGAUAAAUGGCGGCAGCCAUGCUGGAAAUAAUUUGGCCAUGCAAGAAUUCAUGAUACUUCCAGUUGGUGCUACCUCAUUUGCUGAGGCUCUACGCAUGGGUAGCGAAGUUUAUCAUAUACUAAAGGGUAUUAUCAAGGCUAAAUAUGGACAAGAUGCUUGCAAUGUUGGAGAUGAAGGGGGUUUUGCUCCUAAUGUUCAGGAUAAUAGAGAGGGAUUGGUUUUGUUAAUAGAUGCAAUUGAAAAGGCUGGUUACACAGGAAAGAUCAAAAUUGGGAUGGAUGUUGCUGCUUCUGAGUUUUUCACCAAGGAUGGGAAAUAUGACCUAAACUUUAAGAAGCAACCUAAUGAUGGAGCUCAUGUACGCUCAGCUCAGAGCCUUGGCGAACUCUAUAAGGAGUUCAUCAAAGAUUUCCCUAUCGUGUCUGUUGAAGAUCCAUUUGACCAAGAUGAUUGGAGCUCAUGGUCUUCACUUCAGUCUUCAGUCGAUAUCCAACUUGUAGGGGAUGAUUUAUUGGUCACAAAUCCAAAGAGAAUAGCUGAAGCCAUUCAGAAAAAGGCUUGCAAUGCCUUACUUCUAAAGGUAAACCAGAUUGGCACGGUGACCGAAUCCAUUCAAGCAGCACUUGACUCAAAAGCUGCAGGUUGGGGAAUCAUGGUCAGUCACAGAAGCGGUGAAACAGAGGAUAACUUUAUUGCCGAUCUUUCUGUUGGUUUGGCCAAUGGACAGAUCAAAACUGGAGCUCCUUGCCGAAGUGAGCGAUUGGCAAAAUAUAAUCAGCUUCUGCGCAUUGAAGAGGAGCUUGGAAAUGUUAGAUAUGCUGGUGAAGCUUUCAGAUCUCCUUAGAGAAGAGAGAGCAUAACCUUGUUCAUUUUACUGGAAUAAGAUCUUGCAUGAAUUUCAGCAAUGAUGAACCUUGGACGAACUGUAGAAAAUUUUGUAGUCAUUUGAGCUUAGAUAUCAUAAAUAUCAUCAUAAUCUUACGGAUACGUAUCAAUUAAGUGUUCUCGGUUUUGCUUAAGUAAUACAAGUGUACUUCUAUUAUGAAGUUUGCUUCCCAAGUAAAUGUUUGGGAUAGAUGGAACUCAACCAUGAUCACCAAUCUAGCUGAACCACUAUCAUCUGUAACUAUGUUGUGCCUUGUGAUGAAGAAGUCCUUGCCAGAUUCCUGGAAUUUUGUUGGGUCAUCGUAUUUUAAGUAUCAAAUCACUUACAGGAUCAUGUAAUUUAAUGAAGCUGAAGAUAUAGC
Molecule: messenger RNA, 2075 nt
Organism: Rubroshorea leprosula
Lineage: Eukaryota; Viridiplantae; Streptophyta; Magnoliopsida; Malvales; Dipterocarpaceae
Source: the annotation of a GenBank genome assembly